Messenger RNA from Coccidioides immitis RS, 381 nucleotides. RefSeq lists its product as uncharacterized. NCBI's taxonomy places the organism in Eukaryota, Fungi, Ascomycota, Eurotiomycetes, Onygenales, Onygenaceae. The record is from RefSeq and is a predicted model, not a curated record. The coding region runs from base 1 to 381 and encodes 126 amino acids. The transcript is spliced from 2 exons.
AUGCCAAUAAAAGCCGCGUUUGCACCCAGAAACAUCCCCUUUUGCAUUGUUAAUGAAGCUGCAUUGAACUACAACAAUGUUCCCCGUGUCCUCAAUUUCCUUGAAAUUUGUGUUCCCGAACACAACCUUUCCGCUGCAGCAUCCCAGAUUGCUUCAUAUACCGACAUCUUUCGACGGUUUCCGUGGCCGGAAGAAGCUCAUCGCAACCUCUAUACAGACUACAAAAAGCUUUAUCCCCGGUUCCAGGCCUUCAUUGAAGGGCGCAACCUCGGGGUGAUAGUGUUCCCAGAUACAUUUUACCACCUCGACCCGCUUCAAGACAAUAUUGUUCAGAUCGAGGCGUAUUCUGCAGGCCGGAUCAGGUUCAGCCGGGCAGUUUGA